CUGAGCCAGACGGGAGGGGUCCUUUCCACUGGCUUCCUCCCUUCUUGAACCAGGAGCUUCCUCAGCUUCCAAGCCCUGAACUGUCUUCCCCGACCGAGAGAAGGUGUGGGGUUCCCUGGGGGUGUGCCCCAGGGAGGGAGCCCCAGCCAGGGUGCCCAGUGCACAGACCAAUGGGUGCCCCCGGGAGAAAAGAUGGGUCAUUUCCUCCUCGCUCUCUGCAUCGUCCCUUGAGGCUUUAAAAACCACAGCCCAGACGGGCAGGAGGGACCUCAGUCGCCACACAGCCCUGGAGCACAGGACAUGGUCCUCAUGGAUAACGGCACAAGUCAUUACCCCGACGAGUACCCCUACGAUUACCCCUGGGGCACCCUGGACCCCGACGAACCUGUGGAUAACACUUCCUAUGCCCUGCGAGCUGCGGACAUCAUUGCCUUGAUCAUCUUCACGGUGGUCUUUCUGGUGGGCGUGCCGGGCAACGCCCUGGUAGUCUGGGUGACAGCAUUCGAGGUCAGGCGAGCCAUCAACGCCAUCUGGUUUCUUAACCUGGCGGUGGCUGAUCUCCUCUCCUGCCUGGCGCUGCCCAUCUUGUUUGUGUCCGUCGUGCGGCAAAGCGACUGGCCCUUCGGCGAGGCGGCGUGCCGGAUCCUGCCGUCCCUCAUCCUGCUCAACAUGUUCGCCAGCAUCCUGCUCCUGGCCACCAUCAGCGCCGAUCGCUUCUUGCUGGUGUUCAAUCCCAUCUGGUGCCAGAACUUCCGCAGGGCGGGCGUGGCCUGGAUGGCCUGCGGGGUGGCCUGGGGCUUGGCCCUGCUCCUGACCAUUCCCUCCUUCCUGUACCGCUCGCUGCACCAGGAGCACUUCCCAUCCAAGGUCAUCUGUGGCAUCGACUACGGCAGGGACGGCAGGCGCAAGGAGAAGGCGGUGGCCAUCGUCCGCCUGGUGGCGGGCUUCCUGUGGCCGCUCUUCACGCUCACUACCUGCUACACCUUCCUCCUGAUCCGGACGUGGAGACGCAAGGCCACGCGCUCCACCAAGACGCUCAAGGUGGUGGUGGCGGUGGUGACCUGCUUCUUCAUCUUCUGGCUGCCUUACCAGGUGACAGGGAUGAUGAUGGCCUUGUUCCCCAACUCCUCGCACGUCUUCCAUCGGGUGAGCAGGCUGGACUCCCUGUGCGUCUCCAUCGCCUACCUCAACUGCUGCAUCAACCCGGUCAUCUACGUGGUGGCGGGCCGGGGCUUCCAGGGCCGGCUCCGCAGGUCGCUCCCCAGCAUUCUCCGCAACGCCUUGACCGAGGAAUCCCAGUGCCGGGAGAGCAAGUCUUUCACGCGCUCCACGAUGGACACCCUGCCGCAGAAGACCCAAGCGGUGUGAGACGGGGGCUUCCUUGGCCUCCAGCACCCCGGAGUCCCCCUUCCUGGGCGGUCACUAUCUUUCUGCACUUUUUUUUUUUUUUUUUUUUUUUGGUACCAGGGAUUCACUGAGCCACGCCCCAGCCCUUUUUAUUUUUUUGAGACAAGAUUUCGCUAAGUUACUUAGGGCCUCCAUGAGUUGCUGAGGCUGGCCUUGAACUUGAGAUCCUCGAGCUUCAGCCUUCUGAGCUGCUGGGAAUUUGCGAGUUCACGUAAAGAAAAGCUUUAAGUUAAUAUGAGAUUUAAUGGGAGUUGGUUUUUUUUUUUUUUUUUUUUUU
Sciurus carolinensis (gray squirrel) is the source of this 1684-nucleotide messenger RNA. RefSeq names its product complement C5a receptor 1 (gene C5ar1). Gene Ontology annotation, molecular function: complement component C5a receptor activity; G protein-coupled receptor activity. Lineage: Eukaryota; Metazoa; Chordata; Mammalia; Rodentia; Sciuridae. The coding region runs from base 301 to 1368 and encodes 355 amino acids. The record is from RefSeq and is a predicted model, not a curated record. The transcript has 2 exons. Gene Ontology annotation, cellular component: plasma membrane. Gene Ontology annotation, biological process: positive regulation of cytosolic calcium ion concentration; chemotaxis; complement receptor mediated signaling pathway.